GUGCGUGCGUGCGUGUGUGUGUGUGUAUGUGUGUAUGUGUGUGUCGGCUCGGCUGGGCACGUACAGUACGGCAGCUUACAGUGAGCAGAAACGCACGAUCGCUGCAUGCAGGCUGACGUGUGCGCGGAGCGCGCGGCGGUUCCUCACUGAGUCGCAUCCCGGGCACGAGCCAUGGACCUAUUCGAGUUCGACUUCUUCAGGGACUGGGAGCUCGAGCAGCAGUGUCAUUACGAGCCGGACCGCAGUGCACUCAAGAAGAAGGAGUGGGAAAGGAGGACCCAGGAGGUGCAGCAGGAUGAAGAUUUGUUCUCCUCUGGCUUCAAUCUGUUCGGGGAGCCAUACAAGACCAGCAAAGGUGACGCCCUGGCCAGUCGUGUCCAAAACACGCUGGGGAAUUACGACGAGAUGAAAGAGUUGCUGACCAGCCAGUCCAAUCAGAGCCACCUAGUGGGCAUCCCCAAGAGCUCCGUGCCGCAGACACCCGUGGAGAAAUCAGAGCAGCCAAGCUUCUUCUCUGAGGGUCAGAGGUCACGGUCAGGCCCCCCUCAGUCUGCCACUUCCAUGGCCCCUCCAGUUCCAUCCUCCUCUUCGUCGUCUUCGUCCUCCAUGUCCGGCUCUGCUCUUAUGCACGGCCACCAGGGAUCCAAGAAAUCGCGGACGUCGGACUGGUCUACGGGAGGUCAGCAAACUUCUGGGACAGGGUCUCUGUGUGGGAGGAGCAAGCAUGGGACUGCCUCUCAUGACACCUCCCAGGUCAGGCAUGAGGACCUUUUCGGUGGCCAAGGGGAAACGCACAAGGGAGAUGCUAGUCCUGCUGCCUCGUCUUCUCAUUCCCGGAGGCAUGGGCCACCUGCUAAGGCUCCACCCUCUGAUCCAGCUUAUAAGGAGGUGGGCCACAGCAAGUCGCCGGGGGAGCCAGACCCUACUGCUCACGGCUCCUCCUCCCCAGUGGCCUCCACCUCCCUGUUGCCCAGCGGCCUCUCCACACCCACCUUUCCCCAAGGCCUCCACUGCAAGUCCAGUGCCGUCCAGCAGAAGCCCACAGCCUACGUGCGGCCAAUGGAUGGCCAGGACCAGGUACCCAAUGACUCUCCGGAGCUCAAGCCCCCUGUGGAGAUUGGAGAUGGAUACAACCCUUCCUUCGGUGGCCUGAUGGAUGGGAAGGCCGGGGGCACCACCUCCAAGAGCAAGCUGCCAAAACUGACCCUGCCGUCGCAGGGAGAGGUCGGCCUUCCUGGCGACUCCAGCUGCGUGGAGGACAUUCUUCGGGAGAUGACCCAUUCCUGGCCCCCGCCCUUGACAGCCAUCCACACGCCAGGCAAAGCCGAACAGACCAAAUUCCCCAUCCCGUCCAAGGACACGCCGCACUUAACCUCAGGAUACAAUGGACAAAAGCGGUGCAGCAUUCCCAGCAGCAAGGCUCCCAGCAAGGCCGUGCCGCAGAAGUCAAUGCUGGAGGACGACCUGAAGAUCAGCAGCGAUGAAGAUGAUGGCGAGCAGGCUGCUGAGAAGACCAAGCCGGGAAGCGGCCCCCUGAGCCUCCCCGGACCAGUGGCUCGGAGCACCGAACCCGGUCACUCCAGCGGCGCCUCGGGCAGCUCCAGCGAGUCUGAGAGCAGCUCAGAGUCCGACUCGGACAGCGAGAGCAGCUCCAGCGACAGCGAGGCGAACGCGGCUUCCCGAACGGCCACGCCCGAGCCGGAGCCAACAUCCACCAACAAGUGGCAGCUGGACAAGUGGCUGAACAAGGUGAACCCGCACAGCAAGGCGCUCAUCCAGAGCCAGCCGGAGAGCCAUGAGCCCAGCAGCGGUCAGGCUGAGGAUGGCACUUCCACAGAGGGCCUACCGCCGGGAAAGGGAAAGCCCUCGGGCGUGGCGCCACCUCCGGACACCAAGGAUAGGGCAUUGCUUAGCCCCCUGCGAGAGAAAGCUAAGCCUCGGACUGGGCAGAAAGCCCCCGAGGGUAAGAGCACUAGGGUCAAGUCCCCUGGGGUUGGAGAGCUGGCAGUGCCGCGGAGAAGCACGGGCAAGAAGCAGCCCCGCAGGGCGGAAGAGACAAACGGCAAUCCUGGCAAUACUGUAACCACACCCAAGGAGAAGGAGCCCCCACCGCCCCCAGAGCCGCCCAAAGCCAGGGGCAAAGGUGCCCCCAGGAAGGAGCCGCGGGGCACCGCUACAGUUGCUCCACCUGCUCCCCAGGACAAGAAGAAGCACCGGGGGCCCAGCAAAAUCAUCCCCAAGUCCAAGGAGUUCAUCGAGACGGAAUCUUCUUCUUCCGAGUGCCACUCAGAGCCGGAAGAGCUGGCUAAGGCGCCUCCUCCCUGCUCGGGUCCCGGUGGUCUGGGACCCCUCAAACCCAAAGACUGUGGCGGUAACUUGCUGAGUGUCAGCAGCCUGGCCAGCACCAGCAGUGCCUCCAUGCUAGAGCCAGGCACCGCCGACUUGUUGGAGGACCCGCUCUUCUCUCCGAUCCCCUUGGCACCCAACGAACCACUGUCCCCACUUCGCGACCUCGAUGAGGUCAAAUCCCUGUGGGUCAAGAUCGAGCUCAGCUUCCUGAGCCGUGUGCCCGGGAGGGACCCCCCCGAACCGCCCCCGGCCAAAGUGGAGCCCCGAGACCCCGGCGUCCGACACCGGCGCCAGUCGCCAGCCUCCACGCCGGCAGAGAAGCCCUCCAGCAAGUCCAAGCGGAAACACAAGACGGAGACGUGCGAUGCCGUCGGCGGGAGCAAGAAGUCGCGGCUGGAGAAAGAGAGCGCGGUGUUGCCCCCAUGCAUCUCCCCCGUGCACAGCCACAAGCUCACCAGCUCCAAGGAGUCAUCGAAAAAGCAACCCAAGAGGCGAGAGGAGAAGCUCCUUCCCCCGCUGCUGUCGCCGCUCUCCGAUGAGCCCACGCGGCAGUUCCGCUCUAAUGUGUGUGUCUCCGUUGGCCAGGAGGGCGGCGCCGCCACCGCCGCGGGGACAUCCUCCUCUUCCUCGCACAAGCACCGCAAGGGGGAGAGCAAGUCAGGCGCCCACGCCAAGACGACCAGCGACGAUGACUCCCGCGGCAAGCCUUCCAGCGGUUUCCAUGGCAACGGGCAGCCCGACACCGACCUGUGGUCCAACCCGCCAUCGGCGUCGACCGACCAUCUGGAGCCCAGGAGGCCCAAGCUGAUGUUCAGCGACACACUACACAACGCCGACUAUUAUAUGCAGGAGGCCAAGAAAUUAAAGCACAAGGCAGACGCUCUGCUGGAGAAGUUUGGCAAAGCUGUGAACUACGCUGAUGGCGCACUGUCCUUCAUCGAAUGCGGGAACGCCAUGGAGCGGGACCCCCUGGAGGCCAAGUCCCCCUACACCAUGUACUCAGAGACGGUGGAGCUCAUCAGGUAUGCGAUGAGGUUAAAGAACUUCACCAGCCAUUCCGCGACGGUCGCCGAGAAGAAAUUAGCUGUUUUGUGCUAUCGCUGUCUAUCCCUCCUGUACCUGAGGAUGUUUAAACUCAAGAAAGACCACGCAAUGAAGUACUCGCGCACUCUAAUGGAGUACUUCAAGAGCUCGGCGAAGACUUCCCAAGCACCUUCACCCUGGGGAUCCAAUGGAAAGAGCACGGGUACGCCAUCGCCCACGUCGCUGAGCCCAUCGCCGGUGAGUUCGGCGGGAAGCAGCGGUGGCCCAGUAGGACCGGCGUCAGGCGGCACCGUGGUCAUCCCCCAGCGGAUACACCACAUGGCCGCCAGCCACGUCAACAUCACCAACAACAUCCUGCGCAGCUACGAGCACUGGGACACGGCAGACAAGCUGGCCCGCGAGAGCCAAGAGUUCUUUCAGGAGCUGGACUCUGUGAUGGAACCGCUGACCCAACACAGCAGCAUGACGGACCUGGUGCGCUAUAUCCGCCAAGGACUGCACUGGCUCAGGCUCGAGGCCCACUUGUUAUAGAACUGGGACCGCCGCCGCUGUGCGCCAUCUUUCACCUCCAUCACUACCUCUACCAGCACGUUCCAUUUCCAGCCAAUCACAGCCCUCCGGAGGCCGCCCGUCACUACGCCCACGCCUCUUGGCUUCUUCUCCUCGUUCGUCUGUUUGUUCGUUGGGGCCUUUGUUUUGUCUUGUUUUGUUCUCGGCUGCUUAGGAAACUUGAAGAGUCCCACUGGAUUCGAAGGGAUUUCGAGAUUUCCCCCGAAAGCGAAUCGCAGAAUCGCGUCUUUUCCC
Molecule: messenger RNA, 4197 nt
Organism: Scleropages formosus (Asian bonytongue)
Lineage: Eukaryota; Metazoa; Chordata; Actinopteri; Osteoglossiformes; Osteoglossidae
Gene: aff2
Product: AF4/FMR2 family, member 2
Exons: 21
Coding region: 172-3924 (1250 amino acids)
Biological process (GO): regulation of RNA splicing
Cellular component (GO): nucleus; nuclear speck
Molecular function (GO): G-quadruplex RNA binding
Source: RefSeq, a predicted model, not a curated record